UUUCUGUCCCUCUCCUCACUUCCUCUCCCCCUGCUUUCGCCUCUCCCUCGUUUCUCCGUCACCUCUUCCUUACAUUUUCCCUCGCCCCCUCGUCCUCUUCACCUCUGGCUCACCACUUCCACCUCUCCUUCACCUGUCGCUUGCCACUUUCACUUCUCCCUCACCUGUCUCUCUUCCUCACCCCUACCCACCCUGGGUCACUGCUCCGCCUCAGGAUGAAGUCGAACCAGAGAUGGCUGAAGCUGCGGACAACGGUACAGCUGUCAGGGGCGCUCUCCUCCUCGAUGAACAGAGCCAAGCCUCCGCUCAAGCGCGAGGACUCCUUCAUCAAGCGCUUCUCCACCAGGCAGAUCGCUGAGGUCCAGGACACAGUCGACCAGACGGACGAGAGGACCUUAGUAAGAACUCGACGGGGUCGCCCAAGAUCCGCAAGAAGAAAAAAGAAGCGGCAGCCUCGCACUGUCAUCAAUCCCUACGGCAACGUGUACUUUUACUGGUUGUGUGUGCUCACCAUCUGCGUCCUCUAUAACCUGUGGACGCCCAUCGUCAGGCAAGCUUUUCCUGAGCUCCAACGGUCACCCCCACCCAUUUGGUACCUGAGUGAUGGGCUUACAGAUAUGAUCUUUCUGCUGGAUAUCCUGGUACAGUUUCGGACGGGUUACCUUGAGCAGGGCCUUAUAGUGUACGACUUCAAGAAGCUCGCCAACCACUACAUGCAUUCCAGGAGUUUUAUGCUUGACCUUGUAUCUCUUUUCCCAUUAGAUUUUUUACAAUUUGUGAUUGGUACUCACCCUAUCAUAAGAUUUCCAAGAUUUAUCAAGGUGUAUCGCGUGUACAACUAUUAUUAUAUGGUGGAGUCACGUACGUUAUAUCCCAACAUGUGGCGGGUGAUGAACCUCAUACACAUCCUUCUGCUCCUCGCUCACUGGUUUGGCUGCUUCUACUACAUGCUCUCAGAGGCCGAGCACUUCAGGGGAGACUGGACCUAUCCCUAUCAUGAUGAUUCUGCCUUUAAGACAUUAUCAAGAAAAUACCUUGGUUCUGUGUACUGGUCCACCCUCACUCUCACCACCAUCGGUGACCUUCCCACACCUGAAACAAACAGGCAGGGUAACCAGAGCCACGAUGUGUGGCUACAGGCGCUGCCACUGCUUGACCCCACCUUCACCCGGCCCGGACACUUUACUGAGCAGGUAACGGAGAUGUCUAGGGUGGCGGGCCUGGCUACCCCUGACCCAGGGGGCACCUCUGGGCCUGCCCCCAUGCUAGUAGGGAGCCAGGAGCCUGGGGCCAUCCCCAGCCCUGUGGCAAUUGGGAACCACCCCGGGCGAGCCGGCGUCUCAACUAAUUCCAUUGGUGAUCGUGGCGUGAGUCCGGCCCUUCGUCACCCAUUCCGAGUCAGCCCGUCCUUCAGCGGCCCGUCCAGCCCUGACCCGGCUCCUAGUGUGCUUGGUCAGGUUGAUCCCGACUGGCCGCGAGCCCUGCCUCGUCGCGGGCUCAAGUCUCGCCUACUGAGGAUCAAGACCAACGCCGGAUAUAUUUUUACUAUAGUUAGCUACCUCAUUGGCGUCUUCAUCUUCGCUACUAUCGUUGGUCAAGUGGGCAAUGUUAUUACAAAUCGUAAUGCCAACCGGCUAGAGUUUGAAAGACUUCUGGAUGGAGCCAAGCUGUACAUGAGACACCAUAAAGUCCCACGAGCUAUGCAGAGACGGGUCCAGCGCUGGUACGACUAUUCUUGGUCGAGAGGCCGAAUACAAGGAGGAGGAGAUAUCAACACUGCCCUGGGGCUCCUGCCUGACAAGCUUAGGACUGAACUUGCCCUCCAUGUUAACCUCCUCACACUCAAGAAGGUGAGCAUCUUCAAGGAAUGCCAACCAGAGUUCCUUCAUGAUUUAGUGCUCAAAAUGAAGGCCUACAUCUUCACACCUGGUGACCUUAUCUGCAGAAAGGGAGAAGUGGCAAGAGAGAUGUUCAUUAUAGCUGAUGGGAUCUUGGAGGUUAUAAGUGAGACUGGCAAAGUGCUAACAACAAUGAAAGCUGGUGAUUUCUUUGGGGAAAUAGGAAUCCUCAAUUUGGAUGGCCUUAACAAACGAACUGCUGAUGUAAGAUCUGUAGGGUACUCUGAGCUGUUCAGUCUUUCCAGGGAAGAUGUUCUUAUGGCAAUGAAAGAUUAUCCUGAAGCACAGGAGAUCCUUCAGAGUCUAGGACGCAAGAGAUUGAUGGAAGCACGUCACACAACCUCCAAGUCUGGCUCCUCAGGCUCCAGUAAAAGAGGAAGUCCUUUGCCUAACAGAGACGGCGUUUUUGAUGAGAAAAAUGCUAAGAAGAUUGUUAGCCGAAUAAGAUCAGAUGUUUCUGCAAUCAGGAAUGCCUUUCGGAGGAGUAAGGGCACUACUAAGUACAUCGAGACUCUGGAACAGGACAAUUUUACUGGAAGAAAAACGGACACUGAGACCCUGGAAUUGGAACAUCUUACUGGCGACAACCACUCCAGCACUGAAGAUGAUACCCCAGCUGUGAAGCGUAUUUUGAAGAGGAUUAGUGGCCGUAGUGGCAGUGAUUCAUCAGCAGGGGGAGCACGAGGCGUCUUGAAGAGGAUGGCUCGGGUAACUAGUGAUGAGAUGAAUCAGACUGUCAGCCCUGGCAGGGUACCAUCAAAUGAGGAGACACAAGGUGUCUUAGGUGCAGGAUUACCUCUUCUACAGCGUCUAAAGCUCCUUAAGGAAAAAGAGGAAAAAGAGGACAGAGAGAGACAACGACUGAAGGUAGAAGAGGACGCUAAGCAACAAAAGCAACAAGAACCUCCUAAGCAGGAGGAAGAACAUGAAGUCAUUGGUGCUGGCUUGCCUCUUUUUGCACGCUUAAAGCUCUUAAAAGCCAAGGAAGAGAAAGAAAGAAUGGAUAGAGAGCUCUUAAAAGCAAAAGAGGAGAAGGAAAAAAUGGAGAUGGAGGAUAAAGAACGAACAGAAAGAGAAAAUGCAGAUCAGCAAAAGGAAGUAAGUACCAACUUACCUGAUGCUGUCUCUAAGAAAGUUACAUCUCCAGUCACCAGUGUUCCAGUUAAAACACCUCAAAUGCAGCAAGAAACACAUGCUACUAAAGACAAAUCACAUCUUGUUGAUGCAAAACCUCGACCAACAGGGUUACUCAAAAGUAAGCUGAGAGCAGCAGUGCUUACAUCGCCAGGGCCAAUUACAACGACUGCAGCACCAGCAGGAACCACUGCAUCAGAGACUGAAACACACACACCAGUGGAGACUUCAACAACACAAUCAGCCCCAACAAAAUUAACACACUCAUUGACAAUAGUAAGAUCACCUAUAACAGCAACUGCAAUAGAGUCAGCAGGAACCACAGAGGAAACUGAAAAAAAAGAACCAGUAGAUUCAGAGUCCAAACAACAGUUAAAGAGUCCAAUUAAUGACCUCAACAAAGGUGUAGAAACCAAAAUUUCUCCUGAUGGUAGUGAAAAAGUUGUAAAUAAUGAUAGUGCAGUUAUAUCAAAAGAUAUUCAUUCAAGCAGUAAUAGUGUGCAGGGUAGCCAAUGUUUGGAAAGAGCCUUUGGAAAACUUUUAUCAAAGAAAUUAAACAUGCCAAAGGAAAGGACCAGUGUAAUAGAUAAACCUGUGGGGGAUUCUUCAAAACUUAAUGCAAAUAAGGAUAAAAUAAGCCGGAGUGAUAGCUUUAAGAAAGCAAUGGAUGAAGGUCGCAUACGAAGUUCGGAAGAACAUGAUUUAAAUAUAAAACCCCAUGAAAACUUUUCUAAGUUACAACCAACAAGAGAAAGUGAUAGUGAAGAUAUACAAUAUGCUCAAGAAAAUAAAAAAGUAGGGGAAAGCCAAAGUGACAACGAAGCAUCCCCUGUGAGUGAACAACAACCUGUAAUAGUUAAGAGAGAAAGUGAAAGUACUAAAAAAAGUAGUGAUAUACUUUCAAUAUGUGAUAUGAAUUCAAAGCCUGUUGGAGGAGGAUUGAAGGAGAAAGAAAGUUCACCUAAGGUUCUCCAGCCUCUGACGACAGAAAAUGGAACUACAACUCGACAGUUUCACAAAGUCGACUCUCUGAAGGUGCCUAGUGAUGAUGUUUCUCCGCCACUUUCCUCACCAGAAAGUACCGAGACACCAGAGAGAAAAACUCUAAAAAGUAUAUUAAAACGCAUGUCUCGUGAGGACUCCAGAGGAAACCUCUUACCCCCUGAUGGUGCUGACUUACGGAGACUUAUGAAAGCUCCAACAGUCGAAGGCUUUGUAGCCAGAAGAUCGAAACUUAGCAAAUCUGUUUCAUUCCAACGAAAAACACUUUCUUCUCCACCUCCUCCUGCUCUUCUUGAUGAACUUAAAAACUCUCAAUCACUUGACACACCUAGAAACACUGUUCCCGAAAUCCUUCCGAGCAAUGUAGUGUCAACAGCAGCAAAAGAAUCAGCCAAGGACAGGACAAAUGAUAGCUGCACGACCAACACUGAUGGCGUUAAUAAGCUUAUGGUGAAACUAGGCUCAAUGGGUCUGGAUGGGGCCCAGGAGACACAAGCUCAAGAUUUAGUUUUAGGAGUCAGAAAGAUACUCAGAGACAAAAUGGAUGAUGUUGAAGUAGCAUGGGUGGCACGAGUGGAAGAGUUGCAACAACAACUGGCAGCCCGAGAUGCCACCAUCAGAAACCUGACACACACCAUCUCUAUGUUACAGGCGAGUGUGGAGAACGAGGUCAUUGUCACUGAGAGCAGCCAAGUCAACGGAAGCACAACCAGUUGCCCCACGAUUAUCAGAUCAUCCUCGUCUGAUGCCAGCAGCGAUGGCUCAGAUGACGAUGAGCCACUCUUUAUGAGAUGCAACUCCAUUGAAUCAAUCAUCCAUCAGUCACCAGAAGGAUCUCCAGAAGGCAGACAUGCACCAUUGGGAGUACGUCGGUCCUGGCCACGUCAGGCUACUACUGUGGAACAGAGCCCGGCUCAGCAAACUCGGCUAGCAAGAUCUUUAGAAGAUUCACGUGUCCAUGGUGAUGUUACAUUAGAUGUCGAGUCCUCAACUGAUGAUGACAUAUGCUCUUUUUCGUCUGAUGAUGAUCAUGUUAUGUAUGGAGACAUAGGACUUGGAACAACAGAAAUUGAUGAUGAUGAUGAUGAUGCUCUUGAGGACGAACUAUCUGACAGUAUAUUUACUGUAGAAGAUGAAGAUGAUAUUGAUGAAGAUGCAGAAUGUGGUGAAAGUGGAGAAGCUGAGCUAAAUUCUCAGGAUUGGGAGGUACAGUUAUUAGCACGACAGUUAGCAGAGGAUCAACGUGGCUUUGCUCGUAAGGUAGACAGAGACAUUGCAGAAGGCCGCCUAGAUUGUGCUCUUGCAGAUCUCCACGAGGCUUUGGCUACAGACAAUUUAGGGCCACUUACAGAUGAUGAUCUUGCUAGAUUAGAAAAAGCUGUGAGACGCGAGCGAGAGAAAUUACGGAGAUAUGCUCGAAUGUACAGUCUGGAUGAAAGACCAUUACUUGAAGAUCAAUUUUCAUCCUUAUAUCGCAGUCGAUCCCAGCUCUUAUUAAGUCGUAGUUCAGCAUUAUGCCUCGCUGGACCUACACAACGUCGCCUUUCACUAUUGCUGGAACAACUUGCAAAAAUGCCCCCAGCAGAGCAGUUCCUAUUAGACCGUUUGGUAUAUACUACAGACCGCAAACGAAGGCUCUCCCGCCAGAGAUCUUUAUGUGAUGAGCAUUUAGCCUCAUAUAACUCGGCUCGUGUACCUAUAAGCAAUAGAUCUAAUCGAUCACUAGCUAACAGACGUUCACUGAGUGUAUGUUCUCCACCCCCUGGUGCUCCUCCCGCUACUCCCCUGAGAGAGACCCAGGGACCAAUAAGGGAACGUGGACGGGGAGAGAGUGGGCCACCAACAGUGUCAGCUAUGCUAGCUUCAUUACAGCGUUCAGUUGCUGCCAUUCGGGGACGUGGUUCUAGCAGUAACCAAAGCUCACAGAAAGAGGGAGCUCCUCUCUUACGGCCAUCUAGGUAACGCCACUGUAGCAAUACCAUGGUCACUUGGCCAUUCCUUCAGAGUAAUAACUCAAAGAAAGCAAUAGCAGUAUAAGCAUGCUUGUCUUCUGCUACUGCUAAAAAAUCAUCUUGAUAAUGUUUUGUGAUGAAUACCAGUUUACUUGACUAAAAACCAAAGCAAAGCAAUUUUUUUUUUUUGUGCAGAAUCAGAACUUGUCAUGCUAAAAGGACAUUCACCAUAAAACCAUAUUUUUCAUAUUUCCAUUUAGCCAGCAAUAGUAACCAAAAGAAUGUUAUUGUUGGUUAUUUUUAUGAUAGGCUGCUUGCAUGCAGCUGUACACUUAGGUAGAUUAUCGUUUCUGGGUAACAGGACAGAUAUGUUUGCGUUUACAUAAAUUAUAUUGGGGACUUAACCUGGACAAACAUGGCAUUGGAUUUCUCUAAAUUUUAGUAUGGGAACAUUCUGAUUAUACAGUAUAUUAUAUAUACUGUGCAAGCAUACAGUUUUAUUAUUUUAGUCUCAUACAGACACAUGCACAUGUGCACACGUAUGCACGCACGCACACACACACUCUUGCAAUAUAAAAUGAUAUGAAUAUGUUUGUUGAUAAUGUUAAGGUCCAUUGCAGGGUAAGCAACAUCAAAAACUAUGUAGACUAUCCAUGUAGGAAGACCUGGUAUGACCAGAGAAAGUGGAGUGAUAGAUGAUGGAAUUUAAUGUAGAUAAGUGCAAUGUAGAAGAAAUAGGAAAAAGCAUAUAGAGGCCACAUGAAGAUUAUAAACUCUGUGAAUAUUAAACCCAUCAUAUGUAGAGAGAGAGAGAGAGAGAGAGAUCUAAGAUAAUCACUAUGAAAGCUUCACUGUAAAUUUAUAUUAAUGAAAUCAUGAGAAAAUCUCCUGUGACACUGGAUAGCUUUAAAAUACAGCAAACUUUUGAUAUAUAGAGGGAAAUGCCAAAAAAAGAUAUUCACUACAUAAUGUCACACUAAAACUGGAAUAUGGAGCAAUGGUAUGGUCUCUGAACCUUAAAAAAAAAAUUAAGAUGAGCUACUAAAUGUCUACCAUAAUGAAAACACAUGAAAUACAAAGAAAACACAAAGGUAUUAGUCAUGUCCUCAUUAGCUGAUAAAGAGGAAAAGAAGACAUAUGAUAACAUUAAAGAGUAUAAAAAGAUUGAUAAUAUUUCAAAACACUACCAGCAAGGAGAACCAGAGGUCAUUCCUGUUAACUAAAAAAUAAAGUGCUACUGAAUGGAUCAAAGCCAGCAGAGAGAACCAGAAGCCAUUCCUGUGAACUAAAGUGUAGAAUGGAUUCCAGGAAUAUAUUCUUUACAGAGUUGUACAUGAAUGGAAUGGGUUACAAGCAGUAAUAAGUGCUACAACUACUGGUAACUUAAAAAUUAUAUGUUGAUACAAACACCUCGGAUAUAAAAAUGGGUAAAUUACUCGCACAAAAAUGAAUAAAACACUUGAACAAAAUGCUACUGAUUAACAAAUUCCUGUAAAUCAAAUCUAUUAAGCUAUGAUAUUCAGUGAAAUAAUUAAAGAAGUGGAUGGAUUGCAUUUGUUUAGACUUUCAAGAAAGCUUUCACUAGUCUCUUAUGAGAGAGUGAUCCAGAAAAUGCAAUCACAUGAUUAAAUGGAAAACUAUUACAAUGAAGAAAUUUCUUUCAAAAGGAAAACAGGAACAAAGCUGAUGUAACAUGUCUUUUUUGGGGUAGUCUCUCACCAGCAAGGUGCCAAAGAGGUCAGUGGAUAAAAUAGAAAAAAAGUCAAAGAUUGAGCUAAAAAAUGGCUACCAGGAUAGACUAAACAAAACGAGUUAGAAUGCAUUAGACAUUCUCUUAUUAGUUAACAGUAGGAAGAGAGAUAAGAUUAUUAAAGGAUACAAAAGAAUUUAUAAGGAAGAUUUCCUAGCACAGUCAACUGGAAAAAGAAGAGGUUGCAGCUAUAAACAAACAUUCUUCACAGAAUUUCAGAAGAAUGGAUUAAAUUACAAUAUGAGGUAAUAAGUACUAUAACCUCUGGAAAUUAAAAGAGAAUUAUAUGAUGAAUUAAUUGCAGAAGACCUCUACACAAUGAUUUUAAUUCUGCAGCUACAAAUAGGCUGUUACACACAAAUUUGGACAAAUUAGAAAAAAAAAAGAUUAUGAGGAAAGGCUUGUUACAUAUGGAUUGUUAGGAAAGGCAUGUAACAUAGGAUUACAGUGGAUUAGUAUAAAGAAAGACAAGUUUAACUGAUAAAAGAAAGAAAACAUGGUAGCCACAAGGUAAUUACAGGGGUACAGAGAAUAGAUAAGGAAUCAGUCAGAAGUCAGUGCUAAGCUGAGAAAAGAGGAAUAAGGAAAGGAUUUUUUUAAGAGUCAUGAUAAAAAGUUGUAUACGAUCAUACACAUCUGAUACUCGCAAGAAGACUAACUGUUGAUGUUAAAAAGUUUCCCCUAAAAUUCUAAGGAAGAAGAGGUGGACAAAGGAUACAGAAAAUUUUUCACAAAUAGAAUGGUAGAACAAGGAAAUGGGAUACAGGAAGCAAUAGGUGAUAUAGCCACUGGAAGUUUAAAUAAUAUACAAGGUUAAAUAUUUAAGAUGGGACACCAUGAGCAUAGCUCUGUUCCUAUACCUAAAACACUUAAUUACAUAUAUGUAUAUAUGUACUGUACUGUCAAGUCUCAUUAAGCAUUACUGAAAAAGUAUUUUUUUUUAUGGGAAAAAGUAGUAGAUGUCUGUAUACAGUAAUCCUUUCUGGUGCCACUAAUAAUUUUAAUACCUUUUUCCAUUUACCAUCUAUUUUCAUGGAAAAAAACUAACCUCACAGUACAGUAUGCAUAUAUAUGGACCAUUAGUAAAAACUUAAUCGAAGAAACAAGACCAAUUGUGCCUGCCUAUAAACGAUUAUCUAUCCUACAACAGUGCCAGCCUCAUCAGCUUCAUAAUCUUGCACUUCUCAGCUUGCAUCAUAUUAUCACAAGCUUAUAUUCAUAUACCAUAAUAUAUUAUAAAGACUUGAUAGUGUGAAUUAUAAGAGAAAGGCUCGAGCAACAAGAUACCUGUAGCAAUCCUAUGUCUCACUUGUCAGAUUUAUAUUGUUACUACAGGUCGAGUAUAAUACAUCCUCACCCUCAUUAGAAACUUUUUUGACAGUGUCUAAGAUUCUAGUUCUUCUAGCUCAUUUUACUACAAGUUGAUUUUUUUUAUAAUCAUGCACUUUUAAAUGUUAUAACCUACAUGGUGAAAUUAUUCAUUUAGUAUAUUUUUAAGUACACUAUAUCAAAUAUAGUAUUUCACUUUGCUCAGACUAUCAAAAUCUUAGCUGUGCAUAUUUCUACAGACAUUUUGCAUUACUUUAUAUGAAUUUGGAAGCAUGAAAAAAUGUAUACAAAAAAAAAAAAUCAUGCACCUUAAUUAUAACAAGCUUGAGUGUAUGUGUACACAUUUUACAUAUAUAAAUUUCUCAAAUGUACCUUUGUACUGCAUACACUGAAGGCAUUGGAAAUACCAUUAAAAUUCAGAAGAAAAAGAAUAAAUGUAACUUCUGUACAUAUGCACUCAUAAUACAGUACUACAUACGACAGUAAGGAAAGGAUUUUUUUUUUUUACUUAAAAUUAGAACAAGAGGUCACAAUUUCAAGUUUAAAAAAUGUAGAUCUUCUCAAAUGGGCUCUAUAAGAAAUCACAAUGCCACAAACCACUGCAAGCUUUAAAGUGUUAAGGAUCACAGAAGACAGAACAAAACAAUCAUAACUCUACUAAUUUAUGUGUAAAUAGGAAAUUACACACAUACAUGUGUAAAUACAAGAAAAAAUAAUGGCAUAAUACUAAUAUAAAUAUAUAAGAUUAAUACUAAGAGCUGAAAGCAGAAUAGAAUAAAAUGCUAAUUAAAUAUCUUUAUUUCUACAAGUACAUGCACAAGGUAUACAGGCUUAGCUGACAUCCAUGACAUACUACUACAAUGGAACCUCAGAUAUCGAACUUAAUCCGUUCCAGGAAUUAGUUCUAAAUUCGAAGUCUGAAAAGUGAAGCAAUAUUUCCCAUAAGAAAUAAUGGAAAUACAAUUAAUCCGUUCCAGACACCCGAAAAUAUUCACAAAAAAAAAAAAAAAAAAAAAAUUA
This is a messenger RNA of Cherax quadricarinatus, 10085 nucleotides long. NCBI's taxonomy places the organism in Eukaryota, Metazoa, Arthropoda, Malacostraca, Decapoda, Parastacidae. The record is from RefSeq and is a predicted model, not a curated record.